This is a messenger RNA of Pezoporus occidentalis (night parrot), 912 nucleotides long. Its product is annotated as high mobility group protein B1-like. The record is from RefSeq and is a predicted model, not a curated record. The transcript has a single exon. Gene Ontology annotation, biological process: regulation of transcription by RNA polymerase II. Gene Ontology annotation, molecular function: DNA binding, bending. Lineage: Eukaryota; Metazoa; Chordata; Aves; Psittaciformes; Psittacidae. Gene Ontology annotation, cellular component: nucleus. Bases 175 to 810 code for a protein of 211 amino acids.
AUUGAGAGUGUGAGGAGGCUGCGUAUCGAUCCCGCUCUCACAGCCAUCGUGGUGCACCGGGCUACACAGGGACCCAGGCAGCGCUGGGGCUGGGCGGGCGGCCAGGGUAGCGUCUCUGGGGCUCAGGACCGAGCUAGGGCUGCGUGCCGACUGUGACACCGAAAAUCAUCCAAAAUGGGCAAAGGCAAUCCUAAGAAGCCGAGAGGUAAAAUGUCUUCAUAUGCCUUCUUUGUGCAAACCUGCCGGGAGGAGCACAAGAAAAAACAUCCAGAUGCUUCAGUGAACUCUUCAGAGUUCUCAAAAAAGUGCUCAGAACGGUGGAAGACUAUGUCUUCUAAGGAGAAAGGGAAGUUUGAAGAUAUGGUAAAGGCCGACAAGCUUCUUUAUGAAAAAGAAAUGAAAAACUAUGUACCACCUAAGGGGGAAACAAAAAAGAAGUUCAAGGAUCCAAAUGCACCGAAGAGGCCUCCUUCGGCUUUUUUCUUGUUUUGCUCUGAGUUUCGUCCAAAAAUCAAAGGAGAACAUCCUGGUCUGUCCAUUGGGGAUGUUGCAAAGAAACUGGGAGAGAUGUGGAACAACACUGCUGCAGAUGAUAAACAGCCUUAUGAAAAAAAGGCUGCCAAACUGAAGGAGAAGUAUGAAAAGGAUAUUGCUGCAUACCAGGCCAAAGGGAAGGUUGAUGCAGGCAAAAAAGUAGUUGCCAAGGCUGAGAAGAGCAAGAAGAAGGAGGAGGAGGAAGAUGAGGAUGAGGACGAAGAGGAGGAAGAUGAUGAAGAAGAGGAGGAGGAUGAAGAUGAUGAUGAUGAAUAAGUCUCUUUUAGAGCAAUUUCUUUCUUGUCUAUAAAGCAUUUAACCCCCCUGUACACAACUCACUCCUUUUAAAGAAAAAAAAAAAGAAAAAAAAAAACAAAA